Messenger RNA from Miniopterus natalensis, 3417 nucleotides. It is a transcript of the gene SPRY1, whose product is annotated as sprouty RTK signaling antagonist 1. Gene Ontology annotation, cellular component: cytosol; membrane. The record is from RefSeq and is a predicted model, not a curated record. Gene Ontology annotation, biological process: negative regulation of fibroblast growth factor receptor signaling pathway; negative regulation of MAP kinase activity; animal organ development. NCBI's taxonomy places the organism in Eukaryota, Metazoa, Chordata, Mammalia, Chiroptera, Miniopteridae.
UGGGAGAAUGAGGGAAGGAACCCCCAGAAGUUAACAUACAGGACAGCCCGGGGACAUUCACUCUAGUUAUUAGAUGAAAUGGACUUCUUUCUGCUUAAUUCCUUAAGCUGGUGGUUUGGGGUUUUUUUUGGCUCAAAGUGGCAGUGGAGAAUGGGCAUUUUUCUUUUCGUUCUUGAAUUGGAUCGGAUCUGUAGACUUUGGAAGGAAUUUGUGUGAAAAAUAUUGUAGUUUACCACUGAUUGAAAACGGAAACGAUUUUCUGUUUGGUCGUUUGUUUUAUGAAGAAUGCAUUAUAAAUGAGAAGUAAUUUACUGUUGGAAAGGAAACACAACUGCUCAUUUUUAUCAGGGUAUCGCCGUACUUAUUUCAUUACAAGAAGCAUGUUAAUUCAGAGUUGGCAAUGUUUUUAAAAAUCAGGCUGUCAUGUAAAUACAGAUUUUUAAGUUAGAGGAAUUGCAGAUAAUUAAAAUGGCGAGGAUUUCCCUGUGCCGCUUUAAAGGCCUAACGCUUAUUUGUGCAUGAAAAGGUUUUCUCAUUAUGUGAGUGAGCCCUUAUUUAAACUUUUAAAAAAUCCUUUCGUGAUUUCAAAUGUGAAUCCUCUAACAUGAACAGAGCUGUACCUCGAGCCGUGUGUGCGCCUGCGCCUCUGGGCUCACUUUCGUGGCUAUAAACACCAAGAGCUGCCGUAUUCGUCUAUAUUCAUUUUGCAUCUUGUACAUGAAUAAUGAGCUAGCUUGAAAACCCUGGUUGCUACAGAAAAUGACUUCUUAUUUUGAGACUCCAUUUUAGUUUGGAAUCUUUUUUUUAAUGGAUGAAGUAUACCUUGACUAAUUUCUUCAUCAUUAAUCUAAUGCUUGUAACAGCAAACAAAUGGCAGAAAAGCAACAGCACCAAAGCCAUUUUUAAGUGCAUAUUUUCCAUUAUGGAGAACACCGAUGAACUGAUACUGAGCUUUCUAUUCCAGUGCCUAUGCUCAAUAUUCCCUACAAGGGGAUAUUUUCAUUAUUUGUUAGUUUCACCAACAGGAAGGCAGUACUUCUUGAUUCCACUUUUUACAAGUUGAAUAACCUAAUUUUUAUGGCAUGGGGUCUCUUGCUCACAUUCUUCUUCCAUGAUGUGGUCCUCGGCCUCUCUUGGAUUGGACUCCGGCCAGGACCCCAGCAUCAUUGUAAUCCGCUGAUGAAGGUGAUCAUUACCAGGAUUUCAGAUGCAUGCCAGGUUUCCGCUGAUUGCCAGAAUUCAAGAUCACUACACAUGGAUCCCCCAAACCAGCAUGGCAGUGGCAGUUCAUUGGUCGUGACCCAGCCACCCACUCUAGACAGCCGGCAGAGGCUCGACUAUGACAGAGAGAUCCCGGCUGCUGCUAUUUUGUCCCUAGACCAGAUCAAGGCCAUCAGAGGCAGCAACGAAUACACGGAAGGGCCGUCAGUGGUGAAAAGACCUGCUCCUCGAACAGCCCCCAGACAAGAAAAGCAUGAGAGGACUCAUGAAAUCAUACCAAUUAAUGUGAAUAACAACUACGAGCAUAGACCUGCGAGCCACCCGGGACACACAGGACUCUCACAUCACGCCCGAGGCCCCAUUCUGAGCAGAUCUACCAGCACUGGGAGUGCAGCCAGUUCUGGGAGCAACAGCAGUGCGUCUUCUGAGCAGGGGCUGUUGGGAAGGUCACCGCCAGCAAGACCUGUCCCUGCUCACCGGUCUGAAAGGGCAAUCCGGACCCAGCCCAAGCAGCUAACUGUGGAUGACUUGAAGGGCUCUUUGAAAGAGGACCUGACCCAGCACAAGUUCAUCUGUGAGCAGUGUGGGAAGUGCAAGUGUGGCGAGUGCACGGCUCCCAGGACCCUGCCGUCUUGCCUGGCCUGUGACCGGCAGUGCCUCUGCUCUGCAGAGAGCAUGGUGGAAUACGGGACCUGCAUGUGCUUGGUCAAGGGCAUCUUCUACCACUGCUCCAACGACGACGAGGGCGACUCGUACUCGGAUAGCCCUUGCUCCUGCUCCCAGUCACACUGCUGCUCUAGGUACCUGUGCAUGGGAGCCAUGUCUCUGUUUCUACCUUGCUUGCUCUGUUACCCUCCUGCCAAGGGAUGCCUGAAGCUCUGUAGGGGGUGUUACGACUGGACCCACCGCCCGGGGUGCAGAUGUAAGAACUCCAACACUGUCUACUGUAAGCUGGAGAGCUGCCCCUCCCGGGCGCAGGGGAAACCCUCAUGAUUUGGGAGGUGGGUUGGACCUCCUGAACUCCUAACUUGCAAGCUAUGGCUGUUAAAAAAGAUGCCAUUCGAUGCUGGUUUUAUGUUCUUUACGACUUUGCCAUUUCCCGCCUUCUCUCCUCCUGUUCCCAAGGCUUGACUUGCGGAUGGUACCCUCUCGUGGACGAUCAGUGAGAAUGGACUGGGUCCCGCUCAGGACAAGAACCUCUGCCACCCACUGAGAGGGUGUUGGGAGGCACUGGCUGGGGUUUCGUGUAGCCUUUUUGUUCUGCAAGCAACUUUCCAAAGUUGUCCACACGAACACACCCGCACACACCCAGGUGACAGUGGUUUAGAGCUGUUUUUGAUGGGGUUACUCUGGGAGCAGGGAAAUUGGUGUUUAAAGAAGCAACCCUUUAAUUGCUUAAAUAAGCUAUGUAUUCACUCUCUCUCCAGUUAGUGCCGUCUUCCUAGCAUUGGACCCUUAAGUAGCACUGGGGGCAUAUUUUUGUUAUAACAUAAAAGUUUUCCUUUAACCACUGCCUUCUUGCCCCUCAGUUCUCUCCCCUCGGUUUUGGCAUUGUCUUAUUCUAGAGAUGCCAGGUGGUUUGUUUUGUUUUUUGUUGUUUUUUUUUUGUAUGUAAUGUUAGAUUCGCUCUACAAUGUAAAUCUUCACAUUGGAGAUAUUUUGGUUGUAUCUUGAUGAUCUUCACUCUAGCUUUCGUAUUUGUGAAGGAUUCAGCUACCUUCCUGCCACACCCCACACCUUUCACCAAAUUUCUCUUGUCAUUGAGGGCACUUGGCUUACGGAAGUUGUUAUUUAUAGCUGAUCGAUCUGCAGGUGUCAGAGAAGUAUGCUGCCUAAAGAGAUCUUGGCUCCUGAAUGGUCCCUUUGCCUCAGUUAGUUAACAGCUGAGUAAGUCUAAUCUCUUCUGCGUUUUCAUUGCCUUAACCACAAAUUGUGGUGCUUUUUGUAUAUUUUAUGUAUAAAUCACAAAGUUGAAUUCUGACUAUUUUUAAGACAAAAGUCUGUUAAACUUUUUUAUUGUAAAGAAUAUUUAUUAUGCGAAUCUCUAUUAUUUUAUGAUAUUUAUUGCAAAAAACUGUUGAAAUGUACUCAUGUCUGACUAUAACAAGAUAUCAAUACAUAACGGAAAAUAAGGUGACACGAAGAAAGCGCAUAUGUUAACUAUAAUGCAGAAAUAUAUUAAUGAAUGAAACCGUC